CGACAAUCCAUCUCCCGCUGCGCGCGCUGGCUACGGUGCCGACUUUGUUAUUGCAACGCGUGUGCAGGGUACUGGGAAUAAUUCUCUGACGCAUGAGGUCCAUACCAUGAGAAGCGUUCGCGAUCCGCGAAGACCGAAGCCGGCGCAACAAUGUCCAAGUACUUCAAGAGCCUGCAGACUAACUUCAGCCUCGACUUCCUGGAUAAUAAGAUAGCAGAAGAGCAGGAGAAACAGAAACAGCAGCAAGGUCAGGGACAGAAGGCAGGCGCACCAGGCCUCAAGCGCAGUCUCAGCAGUGCGAGGAGAGGCAGUAGCAGAAUCGAGCCGCCAGGCAAUCGAUCCGGCAGCAGAUUGAGAGCUCCCGACGCGUCAGAUGGCGCGCCCGCGAUCAAAGGUCCGGACCCAGACGAUUUCGUUAUUGGGGAUGACGAGUCGAGCGCGAGCAUCAGCCGGACGGCCACACCACAGCCAGCAAUAAACGAGGGAAAAGAUGCAGGAUCAUCGGCAGCGACAGCACCAGCACCAGCAUCGACAGAGAGCGAACGCUCUAGAGACAAGGAUGGCGGCAGUCAAGAGGGCGAUAAGGGCAAGGGGAAGAUGGCUCCCGAGGAAGAGCUCCCAGAGCUCGUGCAAAAGAAGCUGGCGCAUCUGGAGAAGCUCACUGCAAGAUAUCAAGACUUGCUGCGCAAUUACAGGACAGCGCACGCACGAGUAUCCAUGAUCGAUCCAUUCGAAGCAGCCUUGCGCGAGCAUACCCCGUUGACGUCCAUCGGCGACCCUGGAACUUUGGUGGAGUGGCUGAAUCAACGCAGCAUGCAAAGUGAUAUGGUAUUGCAGGAGCUCAAGAAGAUUGCAGGCGAGAAAAACGAGGCUGAAAAGGAGCGUGAUGAGCUGAAGACUAAGCUCGAAGAUGCCGAGAAGAAGGUCAAGGAUGCCUUUGACGAAGCUGCUGGGUUGCGGAAAGAGCGUGAUGAGGCCAAGGCUGAGUCUGCGAAACACGGAGACUCUAGUGCACAUUCCCUGGGUGUAUCCAAGGCUGAGCGCAAGUCGACCGAGGACGACGCUUUCUUCUCGUACGAGGACGAGGUGUCUCGCGAUGGCGAGCUAAGCAAGCAACUUGCAGAGAAAGAUGUGACUCUCAAACAAAAGACCGAAGAGCUGCAGGCGUACGAGGUGAGGGAGAAAGAACACACGGCUUAUAUCAACGAGCUUUCUGUGGAGAACGCGUCCUUGCGCAAAGAUUCGGAAACAUUCCGAAACGAACUGGACGUCAAGAAGGUUGACCUCGAUGCUGCGAACAAGCAACUUGAGCAAAAGGAUGCUGAAAUCGCAUCGAUCAAGCAAGAACUUGCCGAAGUCAUCGCUGCUCGUGACGCUUCGAAGGAGCACCAAGAUGAAGCGACCCUCAGCUUGGUUCAGACUGAAGCCCAGCUUGUCAACAUCCAAAAGGAAAUGAAAGAUUCCCAGGAGGCUCUCAAAAAGAAGGCCGCAGAGGCUGAAGCAAGGAAGUCAGAGGCUGAGGACAAGUUGCAGAAAUAUCAGCGUGAGCACGCCAAGAACCUCAAGGAGGGCAAGUACUCUCCAGACGCUCAGAAGGGGGUGGAAAAUGUCCGCAACCUCGUCAAGACAUUGCAGGCCAAUUUGGAGGCCAAAACUAAUGAGGUGCUUAUUGCAAGAGCUCAAGCCAGCGAUAUGCACAGCGCCAUGAAGAUCAUGGAAGCUGAAAGUGCUCAAACGGAGAGUACUAUGAAAUACCUUCGUGAUAUCGAAACCACCGCGAAGAGCGACAAACAGAGAUUACACGAAGCCGAGCAACAACGUGACGCUCUCCAGAAGGUGGUUGACUCCAAGAGGGGCCACGAGCAGAAAAUUGUGACGCUACAGAUGCAGCUCAAGCAGGCCAUGGAAGACCGCGACAGAGCAUAUCAGAACAUCAUCAACUGCGGCAAAUGUGUGAUCCCGGUCAAGCAGGAUGAGGUUACAACGCCGUCAGAGGUAGCCAGUUCAUCUAAGUCACGCCUUGGCUCCGAAACGACAAACGUCAGCACCCAGCCCACCGAGCUUGGUAGCGAGGCUUCAACCCCUGGGACUCCGCCGGCGCUCGAAGACGAGGAUUUACAAACUCCGACUGGUGCGGCAAAGAAGAAGAGCAAGAAGAAGUCCAAGAAGGGCAAGAAAAAGCCGGAAUCUGCGACCGGUCCUGAAGGUGCAGACAAGACUGAACACGCAUCCGCCGAUGUCACCGUCGACGAUCUUAUUCGGGACCAGACUGGGACUGCGGCAAAACUUAGGCAUCAAUUUGAAGGCAACCCACUAAUCCCACUGUUGGAAAAUAUGCACGACUAUGUGAAGAAGCGAACCGAAGCAGACAGCGACAAUCACGAUAAUCUGAUUAUGCACCUUGAAGAACGUAUCGAGGUUGCCGUACAGAACCUCAAAAACAAGGAUGUCGUCCUCCGAGCCAAAGACGAUGAGAUUCUCGAACUUCGGCAGAAUAUGCUCAACACAAUCUCGUCCGAUGCUAAGACGAUACUUCAAGGCCAGAUCGACGAUCUGACAAAGGAGAUCGCAAUC
Molecule: messenger RNA, 2574 nt
Organism: Sphaerulina musiva SO2202
Lineage: Eukaryota; Fungi; Ascomycota; Dothideomycetes; Mycosphaerellales; Mycosphaerellaceae
Exons: 2
Source: RefSeq, a predicted model, not a curated record